CCCUGCCGACUGCCGUCGUGUCGGCUCGCCAACGCCAAUCCCACCAGGCCACCACCACGCCACGCACUGCGCCUCCCUCCCUUGCGUCCGCCUCUCACCCGCAACUUCAAACCCGCCGCCACCUCCGGGGACCAGCAACCCCAACUCCAGCGCUGGGGAGGAGCGACGACGAGCUGCCCGAUUCCACCACCACCAGCAACUUGAGGAAUAGCCUCCUGCCUCCUGCCUCCAGCAGAGCGCGUGUCCCUCCUGCCUGCCGGCUACAUUCGCCCGACUCCGACUCCGCUGAGAAGCCAAGCCAGCCAUGGGGUGCGUGUGCUCGAGGCACUUCCCGGAGGACGCGCCGGGCACGCUGGCGGCCGCCUACGACGCGCGCCGCGGGAGGUACGGCCCCGGGAACUUCGACUCCGGCGAGCUCGCCAUCCCGCCGCCCCACUCCAACAAGGUAUCAGACACAGGUACAUUUCUGGGAAGAGCUAGCAUUGCUGCCGUUGAAGUGUUAGACACGCUCGGGAGUAGCAUGACAAGCUUGAAUCCUGGCAGCGGCUUUCUCUCCGGAGGAACCAACCGGGGCAAUAGAGCCUGUAUUUUAGCAUUUGAAGUCGCGAAUACAAUAGCUAAGGCUUCUAGUUUGUGGAUGUCAUGCUCUGAUGAGAGUAUAGAAGAGCUCAAGAAAGAAAUUCUGCAUUCAGAUGGAGUGCAAGUAUUGGUGUCCUCAAAUACCAUUGAGCUGUUGCAUAUUGCUGUCGUUGAUAAAAGGGAAGAACUUGCCGUCUUUUCAAGAGAAGUAAUACGAUUUGGCAACCUCUGCAAAGAUCCUAUAUGGCAUAACUUGGGGCGAUAUUUCGACAAGUAUGCCUCUGAAAAGUUAACGACAGAUAAUACACCCCAGGAUCAUUCAAAGGAGACUAUGGAAGCUACUGUCCAGCAAUUGAUUAAUUUGGCACAAAACACCUCUGAGCUAUAUCAUGAAUUGCAUGCUCUGGACAGGUUUGAGCAGGAUUUUAAAAAGAAAUUUCAUGAAGAGGAGCCUGUGCCAGCAGCUAGACGAGAGAGUAUAAUGAUAUUGCAUAGUGAACUAAAGCGCCAGAGGAAGCUUGUGAAAAAUCUGAAGAAAAAAUCCUUGUGGUCAAGGACCUUGGAAGAGAUCGUGGAGAAACUUGUGGACAUUGUAGUAUUUUUACAUAGACAAAUCCGAGAAUCAUUUAACGAAGCUGGAACCGAUUUCUGCGCUUCCGAGCAAACUCAGAACAAAAGGCUAGGUUCCUGUGGUCUGGCACUACAUUAUGCUAACAUCAUCAACCAAAUUGAAAAUAUAAUUUCCCGGCCCCUCUCUCUUCCUCCUAGUGCAAGGGACAAUCUGUACCAUGGUCUGCCAGUAACAGUGAAGUUAGCUCUGCGAUCACGACUGCAGACAUAUAACACCGAAGAAGAGCGUACGGUAGCUCAAAUAAAAGCCGAAAUGCAGAAAACUCUUCGCUGGCUUCUGCCGGUAGCAGAAAAUACAAUAAGGGCGCACCAAGGUUUUGGAUGGGUUGGCGAAUGGGCUAAUCUUGACAUGGGCAAGAAAUCAGGCUACCAGCACAGGCACAGCGUCAUCCGCAUCCAGACGCUGCACCACGCCGACAAGGCGAAAACCGAGCACUACAUGCUGGAGCUGGUGGUGCUCCUCCACCACCUGGUGAUGCAGGUGAAGAGCAGAGGCUACGGGACCGGCAAGCCAUCGAGGCACGAGCAUGACGCCUCGUCCCGGUCCCGCAAGGCGGCACCUGGCCUCCACCCGGAGACGGAGACGGAGACGAGGCGCAACACGUCGCCCGUGAACAGCCGCGUGGCUUCGAGCCCGCUGUCGGACUGCGAGCGCGCGGCGCUGGACCACCUGGGCUUCAGGAGGGCGACUUACGGCAGGAGCCAGAGCUGCGAGCCUCCGCCGCCUGGCCGACGGAGCCUGGCUCGCCGGAGCUGGGGCUUGUGCCGGAGCCAUGGCGGCUCGCCGGCUAGGGCGUUGGGCAGCAAGACCCCCGCCGUGGGUCGUGACGCGGCCAUGGACCUUGAUGUAAUUGAUGGCUUGGAUUUGGAUAGACUGACUUCGUCGUACUCGCACCCGCCCUCCCCCCACGUUUUGCUAGAAUAGCUGAAUUCUUCGUACAUCUUGUAUAUGUCCAUAUAUUAUCCUAAGUUUAUUAUAUGUACAUAUGAAAUCUUGAGUGGAAGUAUAUAUAGAGCAAGAUCACAAGUGGCAUUAGAUCAUCUCACCUUUGGAAAAAAAAAUUAGUGUUGUUUGAAUCCACUCUCUGAAUUUAAUGAAUACGUGAUUAUCAUGUUUCAGCUUUGUUAGGACAUGUAAAAUGGGUAUCUUAAAUUGUGUCUUGGAGUGUGUCUAGAG
Zea mays is the source of this 2386-nucleotide messenger RNA. RefSeq lists its product as uncharacterized. NCBI's taxonomy places the organism in Eukaryota, Viridiplantae, Streptophyta, Magnoliopsida, Poales, Poaceae. The transcript has 11 exons. Bases 305 to 2134 code for a protein of 609 amino acids. Gene Ontology annotation, biological process: positive regulation of growth. The record is from RefSeq and is marked validated.